GCUAGCCGGCCGGUGAGUCGGUGCCGGCGGGCGCUCCUCCUGGAGGGGAGGCCGCGGGGGAGCGCCAGGCCAGCACGGGGCUGAGGGGCAGAGCGGCCUCGCUGGUGCUAUCGCCGCUGUCUGCGGGCGGCAUGAAUUACAGAGCAGUGGCGGACACGGUGGCUGAGAAACUGCUGAGUUACAGCAAGGACAGCACCGGCUGGAGGGUCAGCAAGAGAACGAAUGAAGUUUGUGUGUCCUGGAGACCAUCAUCAGAAUAUUCCGGAAACUUAUACAAAGGUGAAGGGAUAAUUAAAGCUGCACCAAAGGAUGUCUGGGAGUGUUUAAAACCUGUGCCCGAAGGGCCAAGAGUGAAAUGGGACAAAAACGUGAAGUCAUUUGAGCUGAUUGAAAUGAUCAGUGAUGAUCUUUCUGGACAUCUUCAGACUGUGUCUGUCUGCAGGACUGUUACACCAUCAGCGGCUGUGGGCUUGAUCUCUCCGAGGGAUUUUGUGGAUGUAAUUUUAAUCAAACAGUAUGAAAAUGGGACGAUAUCCUCAAAUGCUACUCAUGUGGAGCACCCUAACUGUCCCCCUAAACCUCACUAUGUGAGAGGGUUUAACCAUCCCUGUGGAUGUUUCUGUGCUCCCAUUGCAGGAGAACCACAGAAGACUCAAUUGACUAUGUUCUUUCAGACUGACCUUGGUGGGUAUCUCCCACAAUCAGUGUUGGACUCUUUCUUUCCAUCUAGUAUGGUUGAGUUUUACAGCAAUCUGACAAAAGCCGUGAAGAUUUUUAAAGCUUGAUGAAUCGCCCGAUUUUAUUCUCCAUGUUUGUCUUUUCCAUACUUUUGCCCAGAAACCUCUGGUUUAGUUCCAUUGCACUAAACACUGUUACUCCAUUUUGAUUUGAAUGGUAUUUUGCACUUAUUUUUCUGCUCUUUAAAAAUGUAAACGUUUCUUCAGUUAUCUUAGGAACAAAACAGGUCAGUGAAAAGGAAAUGAAGUAAUUUCAAGCUGCAUAGUGAAUGUUUAAAAGGGAAUACUUGUACGCAUUGGUAUUGAUAAUAGAUUUUUUAAAAAAACAUUCUGUUUAAAAUAGAAGCUUUCAAGUAUGUUUUAUGAAUUGGAUAUCUGGUAGAAAAUUUCUUCAUGUACUGAGUUUUAGUCCUAAACUAAAAUCAAUCAUCUGCCCAACAACAAGUAAUAUAUAUUUGCAUUUUUCUAAUUGUUUAGAACACAAAUGAAUGUUCAGUGAAUCACGCCCCUAAUUUGUGCCAAGUGGUAAAACAUGAGGGAUCAAUUAGAGCAAAGUAUUACUGCCAUUGGAGUACAGCAUGUCCUUCCAAAUGUCCUGUCAUUAUAAAAACAUUUUCAAAGUUUGACCUGUAACUUUUUUCAAAGUCGCAGUGCCAGCAACAUUCUCUUCAUAAAGCUCCAUAACAGUCAUAAUUGGUGUUGAAAAGGUAGGGUUGAGCCAGACAAUUGCAGUAGCCCCUUCAAAAUGUAAUAGUACUCCUGUUCCAAACUUGGCCGAAGUGUGAACUUAGAAUAUUUAAUACUUGAUAACCACCUUGGCAAAUGCCCAAUAGUGGUGUCUUCAGAGAAGGACAAUGCUGUAAGGACACUAUGGAACACAUUCACCUCUUCAAACAACAUGCUUUUCAGUAAUUGCUACUUUGCAUGUAAAUGGUAAAAAUAAUAUUAUUGUAUAUGUGGAAACAUGUUCCCUGCAAGAUACUCUCCACUUGAACGAAUGUUUUAAAGUCUUGCAUCUCUCAAGUGCUAAGUCCUGGUGUUUUAUGUUUACUUCAAUUGUUUGUCUUUUAAGUUAAUAAACCCCAUCCCUUAAA
This is a messenger RNA of Hemiscyllium ocellatum (epaulette shark), 1831 nucleotides long. RefSeq names its product StAR related lipid transfer domain containing 5 (gene stard5). Gene Ontology annotation, molecular function: lipid binding. The coding region runs from base 132 to 785 and encodes 217 amino acids. Lineage: Eukaryota; Metazoa; Chordata; Chondrichthyes; Orectolobiformes; Hemiscylliidae. The record is from RefSeq and is a predicted model, not a curated record. The transcript has 7 exons.